Pelobates fuscus (common spadefoot toad) is the source of this 617-nucleotide messenger RNA. It is a transcript of the gene LIN28A, whose product is annotated as lin-28 homolog A. The record is from RefSeq and is a predicted model, not a curated record. NCBI's taxonomy places the organism in Eukaryota, Metazoa, Chordata, Amphibia, Anura, Pelobatidae. Gene Ontology annotation, biological process: pre-miRNA processing. Bases 1 to 585 code for a protein of 194 amino acids. Gene Ontology annotation, cellular component: nucleus; cytoplasm. The transcript is spliced from 4 exons. Gene Ontology annotation, molecular function: zinc ion binding; mRNA binding.
AUGGGAUCUAUCUCCAACGAAGAGAUUACAGGGGGACCCAAACCCACAGGGGACUCACAGGAUCUUUCCAAAUUAGAUGAAGCAACUCAGUCAACUGGAUCUGGAGUCUGCAAGUGGUUUAAUGUUAGGAUGGGUUUUGGGUUCAUCACUAUGACGAAGAAAAACGAGGUGGAUCUUGAAGUCCCUUUGGAUGUCUUUGUGCACCAGAGCAAGUUGCAAAUGGAAGGGUUUCGCAGCUUGAAGGAAGGUGAACAUGUAGAAUUUACUUUCAAGAAAUCGGCUAAGGGCUUGGAAUCUUCACACGUCACAGGUCCUGGUGGUGUUCCCUGCAUAGGAAGUGAGAGGAGACCCAAAGUAAAGGGGAUACCAAAGAGGAGACCAAAAGGAGACAGGUGCUAUAACUGUGGGGGUGUUGAUCACCAUGCCAAAGAAUGCAAUUUGCCACCACAACCCAAGAAGUGCCACUUAUGCCAAAGUCCCAAUCACAUGGUGGCCCAAUGCCCAGGGAAAAACGUUCAGCCCCCUGUGAUGCAAGAGAAGCCUGUUCCGGAGGAGAAGGAGGGUACCCCAGCCACUGCAGAGUAAUCUACACUUAUUUCAGUGGGAGUGGAGCAGGC